AUGGCGUGGUCAUCUUGGAGUGGCGUCUGCAAAGAGAAUUGCAGUGGCGUCUUACAGAAACGGGAAAGAGUCGAAUUCAACUGCUCAAGGACUCAGCAAUCGCGGCUUUUUCAAAGCUCUCCCCGGAUCAUUGCGCCUCCAAUAGACCAAUCUGUUACCGAAGGAUACCCUGUAAACUUAAGUUGCGUAGCCACAGGUUUUCCAACACCAACAUUUGCCUGGACUUUUAACAAUGCUGACCUGCCAUCUGGUAUCCAUCAAACUGAUCAAGAAGGAGAUUCAUUCCUGGAAUUGCCAAAUGUUACAAAAGAGAUGAAUGGAACUUACAAGUGUACAGCAAAAAACAAAAAAAAUACAACAAGUUCCUCUGCAACACUGCUUGUUUAUGGAAAAGCCUCUGCUCAAGUUGUUCCAAAGACACAUCUAACACUCACAAUAGGAGAAGUCCUCACAUUGACCUGCAAAGUCAACAAGAAAACCGUAAACAUAAUAUGGAAAAAAGAUGGAGAAUCAUUUGAGGAACGAGCAGUUAUAGAUACCCGAUUAGAUGAGACAAAGAGUAUACUUGUUAUUACUAAGGUUGUGGAAGAGGACAGUGGUGAAUAUUCUUGUGAAGCAAGUAACAUGCUAGGAACUGUGGCUCGUUCCUCUGUUACAUUGGACGUAGAAGGUAAACCAGUGUGA
This is a messenger RNA of Stylophora pistillata, 684 nucleotides long. RefSeq names its product fibroblast growth factor receptor 2. The record is from RefSeq and is a predicted model, not a curated record. Gene Ontology annotation, molecular function: transmembrane receptor protein tyrosine kinase activity; ATP binding. Gene Ontology annotation, biological process: cell surface receptor protein tyrosine kinase signaling pathway; multicellular organism development; protein phosphorylation. NCBI's taxonomy places the organism in Eukaryota, Metazoa, Cnidaria, Anthozoa, Scleractinia, Pocilloporidae. Gene Ontology annotation, cellular component: plasma membrane; signaling receptor complex.